AACUCUAAGGACAUUUUCAAUUGUGCCAUCCACACAGAUAGCUUUGCUGUCACUUUCCUUUUUGUCAGGGCCAAGAAAAAGAACAGUGACAUACCUUUGCUUACACUUGAAGAUUUCACUCACGAUGAGAUUGAACGGUACUUCGUACCAGUUACUAUCGAUUCUGGUCGCAAUCAAAUAUUCACUGCUGCUGUAGGCUACGACAGCGUUCAUCAUCAAGUUCGUUCAUGUAGCAAAGAGGAACGAGCCAACAUUGCUGGUUACACCAGGCGUGCAAAGAUAGUCGACAAUAAGAAAAAUAUAACCGGCUUAAAGGACAUCGAAUCGGAGAUGCCAACCAGCAAAACGGUUCACUCGGAUGGGUAAUAUCUACUCUACGUCUCAUACGUUUUGCAACAUCUCCAGGCUCUUCAUGACUUCUAUGGCUUUAAUUCCGCUAAAUUUAAUUUUAAUAAUUACCAAGGCCACCUGAAAGCCGAUGAGGAGAUGGCCUAUAUGCUAAUUGAUGGAGGGAAAAAAUAUAACAUAAGGAAGCGGAAAAAGACCAACAAGAACAAGCGUAGAAAAAGAAAGCGUCGAAAAGGACAAAAAACAGAAAGAAGCAAGGUAAGGGCAGAAAAAGCAGCGAAAGCGCGAGCGCGGAAAGAAUCACAGGGGGAGUCGCAGAAGAAGGCAAAGAAACCGCAAAGCGCAAGCCAAAGGUACAAACCAAAAAAUACCAAUAGAUGGACUGCCGCAACAUUUUCUGAAGACCGCACCAAACUUCCUCUCAUUGUUUUCGGUGACGGUAUGCGCAAUAAAGAUAAUGUCCAUUUUAAAGAGCAUUCAUCUGGCGUCACCGGAAAUCUCUAUCGUAGUCUCUUGAAAAGACAGCGC
Molecule: messenger RNA, 876 nt
Organism: Mycotypha africana
Lineage: Eukaryota; Fungi; Mucoromycota; Mucoromycetes; Mucorales; Mycotyphaceae
Exons: 2
Source: RefSeq, a predicted model, not a curated record